ACAUGUAAGCACGCGCGCACACGAUUGUGCAUAUGUAUCUGUUAUAUCUAUAAGUAAAUGUUUAUGUACAUGUAUAACAUAUAUGUAGAUGCGCGCGCGUGUAUGCGUGUAUAUGUAUGCGUAUAUACAUAUAUGGAAAUAAUUUUUAUUUGUAUCGUGCAUGUGUUUAUAUGUUUAUAUAUUUUAUUGCGUGUAUAUAUUGCGCGCGCGCGCGCUUAUACUUAUACUUACAAGUGUCGCGUGUGUCACCUAUAUACAUGUAUAUGUGAAAGUGUAAUUAUAUGUAUAUAUGAAGAAAUACGUAUAUAAUUUGUAUAUAUAUUUGUAUAUUUUACGUGUAAUUAUUAUAUAGUAAACCCAAAUCCAUGGAUCGCAUGCGACGAAACGCGCUUUCGAUCACAACGACACGGAAAACUGAUCUAUCUGUACGCGUGUCCCGCUUUCUUAACCUAUUCGACUGUACCACCGACGACGACGACGACGACGACGGCGAUGAGGACGACCGAGUGUCCCAACGACCAUACCACCGCUCCGCAGCAAUCAAUACGCAACAAUGGACCGGGACCAAUAAGCUCAAAGCUUUUCUUGACGUAGACGCACGCUCCGUUGCUACACUCUAUUCCCCCACUGCUUCUCGUGUUCUAAUAACAGAGCUUACUAUCAGAGGGCGCCAUAUCGAACAUCGCUGCGCCAAAGCAAAUCUAACUCCUGUCAUAGCAACUUUAAACCCACUAAAUGAUUCAGUUUGUGUAUCCUAUCAAUGUUUGUGCAUUAUUAAGUAG
Molecule: messenger RNA, 782 nt
Organism: Apis laboriosa (Himalayan honeybee)
Lineage: Eukaryota; Metazoa; Arthropoda; Insecta; Hymenoptera; Apidae
Exons: 2
Coding region: 366-782 (138 amino acids)
Source: RefSeq, a predicted model, not a curated record